Molecule: messenger RNA, 2011 nt
Organism: Phodopus roborovskii (desert hamster)
Lineage: Eukaryota; Metazoa; Chordata; Mammalia; Rodentia; Cricetidae
Product: nuclear factor of activated T-cells, cytoplasmic 2-like
Exons: 7
Coding region: 137-2011 (624 amino acids)
Biological process (GO): regulation of transcription by RNA polymerase II; calcineurin-NFAT signaling cascade; cytokine production
Cellular component (GO): transcription regulator complex
Molecular function (GO): RNA polymerase II cis-regulatory region sequence-specific DNA binding; DNA-binding transcription factor activity, RNA polymerase II-specific; transcription factor binding
Source: RefSeq, a predicted model, not a curated record
GCCACCCGCUCCCCGGACGCGUCCAGGACCCACUGCGCCGUGAGCCAUCCCUGGCCCCGGCGUGCGCCCCAGACACGGUGACCCUGGUCCACGCGAACCUCCUCCCCUCACCGCGACCCUACCAGGCCCCGCAGCCAUGGACGCCCCGGAGCCGCAGCCUGACCCCGACGGUGGGGACGGUCCAGGCCACGAGCACGGGGGCAGUCCCCAGGACGAGUUGGACUUUUCCAUCCUCUUCGAUUAUGACUAUCUGAACCCCAUCGAAGAAGAACCGAACGCACAUAAGGCCAUCAGCUCACCCUCCGGACUCGCAUACCCGGAUGAUGUCCCGGACUAUGGCCUCAAGCCAAUCAACCCCCUCGCCAGUCUCUCUGGCGAGCCCCCAGGCCGGUUCGGAGAGCCGGAUAGGAUAGGGUUCCAGAACUUUCUGAGUCCGGCCAAGCCAGCAGGGGCUUCGGGCCCGAGCCCUCGGAUCGAGAUCACUCCAUCCCACGAACUGAUGCAGGCAGGGGGGGCCCUCCGUGGGAGAGAUGCCGGCCUGCCCCCGGAGCAGCCGGCCCUGGCCCUGGCCGGCGUGGCCGCCAGUCCGAGGUUCACCCUGCCCGUGCCCGGCUUCGAGGGUUACCGCGAGCCGCUUUGCUUGAGCCCUGCUAGCAGCGGUUCCUCUGCCAGCUUCAUUUCUGACACCUUCUCCCCCUACACCUCGCCCUGCGUCUCGCCCAAUAACGCCGGGCCCGACGACCUGUGUCCCCAGUUUCAAAACAUCCCUGCUCAUUAUUCCCCCAGAACCUCUCCAAUAAUGUCACCUCGAACCAGCCUCGCCGAGGACAGCUGCCUGGGCCGACACUCGCCCGUGCCCCGUCCUGCAUCCCGCUCCUCCUCACCCGGUGCCAAGCGGAGGCAUUCGUGCGCAGAGGCCUUGGUUGCCCCUCUGCCCGCAGCCUCACCCCAGCGCUCCCGGAGCCCCUCGCCACAGCCCUCGCCUCACGUGGCACCCCAGGACGACGGCAUCCCCGCUGGGUACCCCCCCACGGCUGGCUCUGCUGUUCUCAUGGAUGCCCUCAACAGCCUGGCCACCGACUCGCCCUGCGGGAUCCCCUCCAAGAUAUGGAAGACCAGUCCUGACCCGACUCCAGUGUCCACUGCCCCGUCCAAAGCGGGCCUGGCCCGCCACAUCUACCCUGCUGUGGAGUUCCUGGGGCCUUGUGAGCAGGAGGAGAGGAGGAAUUCUGCUCCCGAGUCCAUCCUGCUGGUACCACCCACCUGGCCCAAGCAGCUGGUGCCGGCCAUUCCCAUCUGCAGCAUCCCUGUGACUGCAUCCCUCCCUCCACUAGAGUGGCCACUGUCCAGUCAGUCAGGCUCCUAUGAGCUGCGGAUCGAGGUCCAGCCCAAGCCUCAUCACCGGGCCCACUAUGAGACGGAGGGCAGCCGUGGUGCGGUCAAGGCCCCAACAGGAGGCCACCCUGUGGUGCAGGUAUGGACCCAAAUUCUCUUAUUUCUGUGCCCUACACUGGUCACUAGGAGAUUCACUCUGCCUUGCUGUGGGAAGCUCAGGCUCCAGCCUCGGUGCCGCAUCCGUGGGCAGAUGCAGGACAGGAAGUGGGUCUUGCUGAUGGGCAUUUGUCGGGGUAGGACUGGUGUGUUGGUGUCUACGGAGGCUCGUGGGGCCCUGGGUGUGGGGGGAGGGGAGGAGUUCACAGCCCAAGCCAGGGGCAUCGGGGCAUCUGUGGGCACCUGUGGCUGUGUGACCCGCCAGGGGGCUUCAGAGUCCCUGCUAGCCGUCUCCACUCCCCACAAGGCAGAGUCUGUGUUAUCCUCAUAUACUCGCAGUCCGGUGGUAUGGCUGGUGUUUGCUAGCCUUGUAAAUCUGAGGACUGAGGUGUGGAUCAGGCCUGACAUUGCCAGCAGCCGGAUGCAGUGUGCCCUGGGUCCACUCUGUACCAAUCUCUCCUACGGUGGGGAGAUUCCUGCAGGGGGCCUGGGGCUGAGGUCAUUGCGGGUGACAGAAUGA